Messenger RNA from Pezoporus occidentalis (night parrot), 2493 nucleotides. RefSeq names its product arylamine N-acetyltransferase, pineal gland isozyme NAT-3. The coding region runs from base 487 to 1359 and encodes 290 amino acids. Gene Ontology annotation, molecular function: arylamine N-acetyltransferase activity. The transcript is spliced from 4 exons. NCBI's taxonomy places the organism in Eukaryota, Metazoa, Chordata, Aves, Psittaciformes, Psittacidae. The record is from RefSeq and is a predicted model, not a curated record.
UGGACAUGCCUGACAUUGGUAAUGUUUGGGGGUGGUGGGCUAUUUAUUGCCAAGAUUCAGUGAAGAGCCCCACACAUCCAUCUUCUUGCUUCUGAAUCUUCCCAUAACUCUCCUUGACACAGCCAUAAGCACCCCAAUAAAGGACUGGUACCUGCACACCCCAGAACCCAGAGGAGACCACUGAUCAUUCUGUCUUGAACCGGGUCUUUCAGAAGGAAAAACCGGAGGAGUCUGUCUGUGGUUAUGAGGAUUGUGGAUGUAGCAGGUUGGCAACAGGAAGAGUAGGUGAACCCAGCUUUUGCAGUCUGACAGAGGCAAGUGAAAGGGACUUGAAGGAAAAGACAUUUCUCUGAAAAGGAGUUGGAGAAGAGUCCUCAAGCCCUGUCUGCACUAGGUAAAGGACAGCCGGCCACGCCACUGUAGCUUAAAACCAUAACCCCCAAGCCUCGGGAAGUACACUGGUGAUUGAACUGAUUCUCCAGCAGCAUGGACAUCAAGGAAUAUUUCACCAGGAUUUCUUACCAGGGCUCUUAUGAUAAGGCAGACCUGGCUACCUUGACUGAUAUAUUCCAGCAUCACAUCCGAGCGGUCCCUUUUGAGAACCUCAGCAUCCACUGCGGGGAAAGCAUUGAGCUGGACCUGGAAGCGACUUACAACAAGAUAGUGAGGAAAAACCGUGGGGGCUGGUGCAUGGAAAACAACCACCUUUUAUCUUGGGUCCUGAAAACCCUUGGCUACAAUGUCACCCUCCUGGGAUCAAAAGUUUAUGUCCCAGAGUACGACGCAUACGCAGAUGAAAUCGAUCAUCUGCUGCUAAAAGUGGUGCUUGAUGAGAAACCCUUCAUCGUGGAUGGUGGGUUUGGGAUGGCUUACCAGAUGUGGCAGCCAAUGGAGCUGAUUUCAGGGACAGACCAGCCACAGACUCCUGGUGUCUUUCGCUUCCUGGAGGAGACUGGGGUCUGGUACCUUGAGAAGGUGAAGAGGAAGCAGUGGGUUCCCAACCAAAGCACCUCCGCUUCCCAUAACAUAGAAAAGGAAGUUUGCCGUCGGGUUUAUCUCUUCACCCUUCAGCCACGGGACAUUGAAGAGUUCCGAGCCUGUAAUGCCCACCUGCAGACAGCACCUGACUCGCUGUUUGUGAAAAAGUCUAUCUGCAGCCUGCAGACCACGAACGGCAUCAGGGCUCUGGUGGGAUGGAAAUUCACUGAGAUAAAGUACAAUUAUAGGGAUAAUAUGGAUCUGGUGGAAAUCAGAAUCCUCGCAGAUGAAGAAAUGGAGAAAACACUGAAAGAUAAAUUCAAUGUAACACUAGACAAGAAAUUUGUACCCAUCAAUACAAGCAGGUUGUCUCUAUUUUAACUCACUGUCUGAAUUAUAAUUCAACUCAAUGGCAUUACAUGCAAUCCCCCCCCUGUUUCUGAGAAGCAUUUAAAGGUUAAGCUUUCUCUUUCCAUCUACACCAGUGUAAGGCCGAGCAUGUUAGCAUGAAUCUGGAAAUAUAUUUUUACAACUGCCCCUGCCUCUGUUUUUGGUUUGGGCACAAAUAAUUUCUUCCCAGCUCAAUCAAAUCACUCCCUUUCUGUUUGUGCUUAUCUGCAAGCAGACUCUGCUCACCCCCCUAUUCCUUUCAUCUCGUAAAAGCUUUUCUAAAUACAUGCAGAGUAGCAGGGCAGAGCAAUGGAGCUGUUAUGUCUCUUUUUUUAUUACUUUGUGCUGCCACCUGGGGAAACCAUACCCACCUCUUUAAAUGAAUACCAUAUUACUUUUGGAAUUUAAUAGCCAGGAAAACAAAGACAUCCAGUGCCAAGUCUGCUAUACUUAAGCCAUAAGCCAGUCCUUUUUGCUCUUGCAUUCACAACACCCUCUCACACACCAGUUGGACAGUCCCAUGCCUCUGCCACACUGUGUGAAUAGCUACGGACAGGCUGUUUAUGUCCUAAAACUGAUGAGAACCAUGAGCAGACAAUUGUCUGGUGUCAGACUUUACACGACUCCUGCUCCCUCAGCGUCAUAACUGAAAAGCAGUAUUUCUUUGAACUGAAAGCCUCUCCCAUGCGUUCUGUUUGCUAUCACCCAGCAGCAGCCUGCCGGGAGUAGACGCUCCUCUCAAAAGACUCCACUCUGAGUGUCAUUGCACAUUAAUUAUCAUUGCUCAACAUAUUUUUCUGAAUUAUUUUUCCUGAAUUAUUUUCCUGAAACUCAUCUGUUCUACUGAGGAUGUGUUUGCAGUGAUACCAAUUAUAUUGAUAUGAGGAGAAAUGAUGAAUCUUAAUCAGAUACCCAACAGCUAAGAUUUUUAGCAUGAGAAAUCGCUCAGAUGUGAUCAGUGAUCACUUUGACCUUUGAGAAGAUGCUUGAAGUUCCUUUUAGUACAAAUUGUGGAAGCGUUACAACUAUGCAGUCAUGAUUAAGAAAAUUAUAUAAGUAAAUUACAAUUAAAUAAAAAAAAAUCAAGAAUUAUGAAGUAGAACUAUUAAGUUGUUUUUUCCCCAA